Molecule: messenger RNA, 1421 nt
Organism: Chlamydomonas reinhardtii
Lineage: Eukaryota; Viridiplantae; Chlorophyta; Chlorophyceae; Chlamydomonadales; Chlamydomonadaceae
Exons: 2
Coding region: 111-677 (188 amino acids)
Source: RefSeq, a predicted model, not a curated record
GUAACAUCACAAUUUUGCUCGAGCAGCCGGCAGCCGUGUGCGCCUACCUCUGCCUAAACACGGCACAGGCCGCCAGCGCCAGCAGCAAUUUCACUGGCAGCGCUACACACAUGGAAGAAUUUAAAGAGGCCUUUGAUAACUUUACAGCUGCUGCCGCCGCGGUGAACGCGGAGGCGGAGGCGGCGCGCCAGCGUUUUGCCGGUGCGGAGUCGGAGGCUGCUGCUGCGACCGCGGCAUUCACGCGCGCCCAGCAGCUAACGGAACAGAUGCGCCAGGCGGGCGAGACGGAGGCGGCGGCUGCAGCGAACUCGGAGUUGGACCCAGGCGCUAAGUCGGCAUUGCAAUUGGAAGGAGUUGCAGCCAAAAUGAAAGAGGCAUGCGCAGCCCAGGCCGCAAGGACGACGGCAGCAGCCGCAGAGCAGCACGCCGUGCAGGCGGCGCUGGCACAGGCCCUGGCGGAUCUGCAGAACAAAACGGCGCAGCUCCGCGCACUGUACCCUCCGCUGGCUGCUGCUGCUGCUGCUACUACUGCGGCGGCUUCUGCUCCGGUUGAUGCUACCCCGGCUGCUGCGGCUGCUGCUACUGCUGUCCCUAGCUCUAAGGCAGCUGCACCUCAAAAGCCCUCACGCGAGGCCGCACCGGUGGGGCCGCCGGCGGCCGGGCCGGGCCGGGCUUGACCUUGGAAGGGGAGCGGCGCCAGUCAUUGCGCCACGGUGUGCCUCGCAUGAGCCGUCCAUCCGCAUCGACCAGGCGCACUCUGGCCGCGUGUGUGAGAGAGCACACGGGAAGCACGCAUGACUGUGCGCCAAGUUUACACGUGUGGUGGGCGUGGCCUUUGCGGCGCUUUGGAGUGAGAGCGCAGGUGGAUGCCAAGUCACAGAAGAGUAGCGCAUGAGGUGCGGGGUGACUUGAUGACUACGGUCGUGCCAAGCCUUGCGUGUUGAGCGCAAGCCCGCACCCGGGUGGGGCUGCUGGUCGGAAAGUGUGGUGGCGCGAGGGGCUAUACGUUGUUGGAGUGAGGGUAGGAGCGCGCGGGGCUUCGGGAGUAGGACGCACAGUGGAGUAGCCGCGGUGUGCUUUGCUGCACCGGGACUGCAUUAUGCAGGGUCGAAGCCAUUUGAAGUGCGGUACACAUACCGACAUACGGAAGUGGGCACAAGGUUGAAUUCGUAUCUCCCACGGACACCAGUGUCGUCUUCUUACAUCGCGUGCUCCCUAAAGGAACUGCACACAGUGCGCCCGUCGAGUUCGCUGAUUGCACGCGAUGCAAGUCAGGAAGUUGGCCAAAAUGUCAAAACGGGGCCUGACAUAGGGACCGAUGACUUACACACCGUGGAGGUAGGCCCGCGCAGGCCCGGGUUACAGCGGCGAACAUUGAUGACAAGGCAAUUGUCACGAUGGACUCUAUACACCGCUGGACC